This is a messenger RNA of Cantharellus anzutake, 597 nucleotides long. RefSeq lists its product as uncharacterized. The transcript is spliced from 4 exons. Bases 87 to 413 code for a protein of 108 amino acids. The record is from RefSeq and is a predicted model, not a curated record. NCBI's taxonomy places the organism in Eukaryota, Fungi, Basidiomycota, Agaricomycetes, Cantharellales, Hydnaceae.
GAGGCCUCGAUGCUGCUUGGCCAAAAGCAGUAUGCUCUUUAUACAUGUCGGAUGCUAGUUAAACGUUUCACCUGUCGUUAAUCAACAUGUCGUCCACCGAUAACAACGGUAACAACAACCAAGGCCCCAAGAAGACUACCGGACAGUAUCACUCCGUCAAGGGCACCGUCGUCGAGACCGUUGGAAACCUCACUGGUUCUCAAGCAUGGGUCGACUCUGGAAAGCAGGAGCAUGUUGCAGGCGAAGCUGAGAUCACCGCCGCCAAAGCUAAAGGCUACGGUGAAGGAAUCGCUGAUCGUGCCGAAGGGAAAUUGGAUUCCGUCACGGGUGCCAUCAAAGGCGACAAGCAGCAGCAAGCUAGCGGCAAUGCUCAGCAAGAUAAGGGUAUCGUCCAGCAGAACCUUAACAAGUAGUUUGUCGUACCACAGUUAGCUAGCUAGCACUGGGACAUGAUGGUUAUGCAAUGAUUAUAGUUGAUGCACACGUCAAAAGCACUUCACGUAACCGAUCUAAGGCGUUUGUUAGCUUCAAUAGUAACGUCGCAUCUGCGGCAAUCACAUCGCAUUCGGGACCUACUGCAUAGCGUGUUCCCGCUCC